Molecule: messenger RNA, 1147 nt
Organism: Caenorhabditis elegans
Lineage: Eukaryota; Metazoa; Nematoda; Chromadorea; Rhabditida; Rhabditidae
Source: the annotation of a RefSeq genome assembly
AUGGCUCCACUAAAUCAACAAAACAUAAGAUUAAAAGAAAAAACUAACUAGAUCUGGAAACGUCACUUCUCCCGAUUUCUCACCCUCCGAGCACAUUACCAGUUCCAACGUCGAAUCUAGUUAAUCUUAUUGAUCUGGAAGAACCAUCUUCUUCUCUGACUCCAUUUGAUCAGAAAUUGAUCCUAAGAAUUUAACAAUUUCCAAUGAACAAUCAAUCGGGUCGGGUUUUUUUGGCGUGGUGUAUCGAGCAAAGCUCAGAAGGAAGCCGACGCAAGAAGUUUCAAGCCAUUCAAUUUAUUUCGAUGUAGCUGUAAAAGAAUCUUCAAACAAUCAUGAUAUUUCGCAAAAGAAGUUAGUCUACGAAGAAUUAAAAGUGAUGUGCGGAAUGAAGAAGCAUCCAAAUAUAUUGUCGCUGGUAGGAGUGGUUAUUGAAAGAAAUGUCAUGUUAAUUAUGGAGUACGUGGAAGGUGGAGAUCUUUUGAAGUUUUUGAAACGCAAAAGUUAUGUGAGAUAUCAGUUGGAACCCGAUGGCGAUGCACUCUGCAUGGCUGACUUGCUUUCGUUUGCAUUUCAAAUUGCACAUGGGAUGCAGUAUUUGGAACGGGUCCCCUGUGUUCACCGUGAUUUGGCUCUCCGGAAUGUUCUGAUCAAAAGAAAUGGUGUAAUAAGAAUUGCGGAUUUUGGAUUGGCAAGACGGCAUGAGAAUAAGGACUAUUAUAGAACAAGAUCAGUAGGCACUGCUAUCCCACUGAACUGGCUGGCACCAGAGUGUUUUGAAGGAAGUAUUAACAAAUUUGAUUCAAAAUCGGAUGUUUGGUCUUUCGGUGUUUGCCUUUUCGAAUUAUUCUCCCUCGGAGAACCACCGUACAAGGAAUUAGAAUCCAACAAUAUUGCGUAUGAUCUACUUUUGGCAGACUUUCUGAGAAAGGGAAAUCAGCUCUCCCAGCCUGAGCAUUGCACUCUGGAAAUAUAUACUUUCAUGAAAGCCUGUUGGAAUCUGAUUCCUGAAGCACGUCCAUCGUUCUCGGCCUGCACUAGAUUUUUUCAGAUCCGACUUAACAAGUUAUCGGAAGAGUUCUUCAUAAAGACAAUUGAAACAAUCGAGAGUGAAGCGAAUGAACAACGAUGUUAUAAAAAAUGGAUUUGA